UCCUGGCUACGGACAAGGACAAUGGCAGGAAAAGUAAAAUGGGUGACUGAUAUCGAGAAGUCAGUGCUAAUAAACAACUUUGAAAAGAGAGGCUGGAUCCAAGUUUCAGAAAAUGACGACUGGAACUUCUACUGGAUGAGCGUGCAAACCAUUCGGAAUGUUUUCAGUGUUGAAACUGGUUACCGCCUCGCCGAUGACCAGAUUGUCAACCAUUUCCCAAACCACUAUGAGCUCACUAGAAAGGACUUAAUGGUCAAAAAUAUCAAGAGGUAUAGAAAAGAACUAGAAAAAGAAGGUAGUCCUCUUGCUGAGAAAGAUGAAAAUGGAAAAUACCUUUACUUAGACUUUGUGCCUGUCACUUUUAUGCUCCCAGCGGAUUACAAUCUAUUUGUUGAAGAAUUCCGUAAAAACCCAUCCAGUACUUGGAUUAUGAAACCCUGUGGAAAAGCUCAAGGGAAAGGGAUAUUCCUUAUCAAUAAACUUUCACAAAUUAAAAAGUGGUCUCGAGACAGCAAAACAUCUUCGUUUGUAUCUCAGUCCUCCAAAGAAGCAUAUGUGAUUUCCCUGUAUAUCAAUAAUCCGCUACUGAUUGGUGGAAAGAAAUUUGAUCUGCGUUUGUAUGUAUUAGUAUCUACUUACCGUCCUCUGAGAUGUUACAUGUAUAAACUUGGGUUUUGUCGGUUUUGCACAGUCAAAUAUACACCAAGCACAAGUGAACUGGACAACAUGUUUGUGCAUCUUACAAAUGUGGCCAUUCAGAAGCAUGGGGACGAUUACAAUCAUAUCCAUGGUGGCAAAUGGACUGUGAGCAAUCUCCGCUUGUAUCUAGAAAGCAUUCGUGGGAAAGAAGUCACCAAUAAGCUCUUUGAUGAAAUACACUGGAUAAUUGUGCAGUCAUUGAAGGCUGUUGCACCCGUAAUGAACAAUGAUAAGCACUGCUUUGAAUGCUAUGGAUAUGACAUCAUAAUUGACGACAAGCUUAAACCUUGGCUUAUUGAGGUCAACGCUUCUCCAUCUCUUACUUCCAGUACUGCCAAUGACCGUAUUCUCAAAUAUAACCUUAUUAAUGACACCCUUAACAUUGCUGUGCCCAAUGGGGAAAUUCCAGAUUAUAAAUGGAAUAAAACACCCCCUAAGGAAGCCCUUGGAAAUUAUGAGAUUUUAUAUGAUGAAGAGAUGGCCCAAAGCGAAGGACCAGAUCGUGAUUUCAGAAGUCGCUCUGGACAAUCUGUUGGACCUAAAGGAAUUCGAGCCAGAGACUCUGGAAAACCAGGGCCCAUUACGUGGAAGUAACUACAGAAUGAACAAGAGGCCAGUGCUUCCUGAAAUUAAGGACUGUGGUUUGGGUAGGAAGUUCUUUUGAAAUGAUUUUAGACAAUACUCUUCUCUUUUGC
Euleptes europaea (tarantolino) is the source of this 1394-nucleotide messenger RNA. It is a transcript of the gene TTLL1, whose product is annotated as TTL family tubulin polyglutamylase complex subunit L1. Gene Ontology annotation, molecular function: tubulin binding; tubulin-glutamic acid ligase activity. Lineage: Eukaryota; Metazoa; Chordata; Lepidosauria; Squamata; Sphaerodactylidae. The transcript has 10 exons. Gene Ontology annotation, cellular component: cilium. Gene Ontology annotation, biological process: microtubule cytoskeleton organization; protein polyglutamylation. Bases 22 to 1293 code for a protein of 423 amino acids. The record is from RefSeq and is a predicted model, not a curated record.